This is a messenger RNA of Eutrema salsugineum, 3529 nucleotides long. Its product is annotated as probable pre-mRNA-splicing factor ATP-dependent RNA helicase DEAH5. Gene Ontology annotation, molecular function: RNA binding; ATP binding; RNA helicase activity. Lineage: Eukaryota; Viridiplantae; Streptophyta; Magnoliopsida; Brassicales; Brassicaceae. Gene Ontology annotation, cellular component: intracellular anatomical structure; catalytic step 2 spliceosome. Gene Ontology annotation, biological process: mRNA splicing, via spliceosome; spliceosomal complex disassembly. The record is from RefSeq and is a predicted model, not a curated record.
AAGAGCAAAGCAGAAAACAACCCUAGAAAUCGAUAUCCAGAAACAAGUUGUUCUUCGAUUCGUCUUGGAUUCUUCGUGAUUUCGUCCAUGGAAAAUAAGGAACUCAAAAAAUUGAAUCAUCUCUCUCUCGUCUCCAAUGUCUGUAACGAGCUGGAGACGCAUCUAGGAGAUGCGCCAAAGGAGUUGGCCGAGUUCAUCAUCCAUCUUGGCCGUCACUCUGAGACUGUCGAUGAAUUCGAUAAGAAGCUCAAGGAGAACGGCGCAGAGAUGCCGGAUUACUUCGUCCGCUCGCUGUUAACUGUUAUCCACGGGAUUUACCCUCCGAAGCCCAAGUCCGAGAAGAAGAGAGACGAUGUAGAAGAUGGUGAUAAAGAGAGAUUCAAAGGUUUGGCGAUUAAGGAUACUAAGGAUAGAGUUAAGGAGCUUGAGAAGGAGAUUGAAAGAGAAGCUCGGGAGAGACAGAGAGAGGAGGAUCGAAAUAGGGGUCGAGAUCGGAGAGAAUCCGGUAGGGAUAGGGAUCGAGAUGAUACAAGGGAUCGGCAUAGAGAUAGACCCCGUGGAGAUGAUGGAGGUGGAGAUAGAAGAAGUGAUAGGCAUAGAGAAAGACACCGUGGCGAUGAUGAAGGUGGAGAAAGAAGAAGUGAUAGGCAUAGAGAUAGAGCCCGUGGCGAUGAUGAAGGUGAAGAUGGAAGAAGUGAUAGGCGUAGAGAUAGACGUGCCAAGGAUGAGUACAUGGAGGACGAUAGAGGCGGCGGCGGCGCGAAUGAGCCGGAGCUGUAUCAGGUAUACAAAGGUAAAGUGACUAGGGUAAUGGACAAAGGAUGUUUUGUUCAAUUCGAUAGAUUUAGAGGAAUAGAAGGUUUAGUUCAUGUUUCUCAGUUAGCUACUAGAAGGGUUGACAAGGCGAAAGAUGUGGUGAAGCGGGAUACGGAGGUUUAUGUCAAAGUAAUAUCUAUUUCGAAUGGUCAAUACAGUCUUUCCAUGAGGGAUGUUGAUCAGAAUACGGGAAGAGAUUUGAUCCCUCUGAAGAAGCCUUCAAAUGAUGAUGAUUCAUCCAGGAGUAAUCCAUCAUAUAGAACAAAGGAUGGACAAGUCACCAAGACUGGGAUUUCGGGGAUCCGUAUUGUGGAAGAGAGUGAUGUUGCGCCUUCACGUAGGCCGUUGAAGAAAAUGAGCUCCCCUGAGAGAUGGGAAGCGAAGCAGUUGAUCGCCUCUGGUGCCUUGAGAAUGGAUGAGUUUCCAAAUUACGACGAGGACGGAGAUGGGAUGCUUUAUCAAGAGGAAGGUGCUGAAGAAGAACUUGAAAUUGAGAUGAAUGAAGACGAACCUGCUUUCUUACAGGGCCAAACUAGGUACUCUGUUGACAUGUCUCCAGUUAAGAUCUUCAAAAAUCCAGAAGGGUCCUUAAGUCGUGCCGCUGCACUUCAGUCUGCACUCACCAAGGAGAGGAGAGAAAUGAGGGAACAGCAGCAAAGAACAAUGCUUGACUCAAUCCCCAAGGAUCUGAAUCGUCCUUGGGAAGACCCUAUGCCUGAAACAGGUGAAAGGCAUCUUGCUCAGGAGCUUAGGGGUGUCGGGUUAUCAGCUUAUGACAUGCCUGAAUGGAAGAAGGAUGCUUUCGGGAAAACUCCAACUUUUGGUCAGAGAUCAAAGCUUUCUAUCCAGGAGCAAAGGGAGAGCCUUCCCAUAUACAAGUUGAAAAAGGAGCUGAUACAGGCUGUGCACGAUAACCAAGUUCUGGUGGUCAUUGGUGAGACUGGGUCUGGGAAGACAACACAGGUGACUCAGUAUCUUGCUGAAGCAGGUUACACAACAAAAGGAAAGAUUGGGUGUACUCAACCUCGGAGGGUCGCCGCGAUGUCUGUUGCCAAGAGAGUAGCUGAGGAAUUUGGUUGCCGUUUAGGAGAGGAGGUAGGGUAUGCGAUUCGGUUUGAGGAUUGUACUGGACCAGAUACGGUGAUCAAGUACAUGACUGAUGGUAUGCUUCUUAGGGAGAUUCUGAUAGAUGAAAACCUCUCUCAGUACUCUGUUGUCAUGCUUGAUGAAGCUCACGAGCGGACAAUUCACACUGAUGUGCUGUUUGGUCUUCUGAAGAAGCUGUUGAAACGUAGGACUGACCUUCGUCUGAUAGUCACGUCCGCCACAUUGGAUGCUGAGAAAUUCUCUGGGUAUUUCUUCAACUGCAACAUUUUCACAAUUCCUGGAAGAACCUUCCCUGUUGAAAUACUGUAUACCAAACAGCCAGAAUCAGAUUACUUGGAUGCAGCUCUUAUCACAGUCCUUCAAAUUCACUUGACAGAGCCCGAGGGUGACAUUCUCCUCUUUUUGACGGGACAGGAAGAAAUCGAUUCUGCAUGUCAGUCUUUGUAUGAGAGAAUGAAAGGUCUAGGUAAAAAGGUACCCGAACUCAUCAUACUUCCAGUUUACAGUGCCCUUCCUAGUGAAAUGCAGUCUAGAAUAUUUGAUCCUCCACCUCCUGGUACACGGAAAGUGGUUGUAGCUACAAAUAUUGCAGAAGCUUCUUUGACAAUAGAUGGGAUAUACUACGUUGUUGAUCCUGGGUUUGCAAAGCAGAACGUGUAUAAUCAGCAAGGGCUAGAAUCGCUAGUCAUAACUCCAAUUUCACAGGCAUCGGCAAAGCAAGGGCUGGACGUGCUGUCGUACUGGUCCUGGGCGGAGUUUCCUCUUGAACCCCCGCUGUCAAAAAUGUUGCUAGCGAGUGUGGAUCUCGGGUGCAGCGAUGAGAUUUUAACGAUGAUUGCUAUGAUCCAGACGGGCAACAUAUUCUAUAGACCGAGGGAGAAGCAAGCUCAGGCAGACCAAAAAAGGGCAAAGUUUUUCCAGCCCGAAGGUGACCACUUGACAUUGCUAGCUGUAUAUGAAGCUUGGAAGGACAAAAACUUUUCAGGUCCAUGGUGUUUCGAAAACUUCAUUCAGUCACGAUCGUUACGACGUGCUCAAGAUGUGAGGAAGCAGCUUCUCAGCAUUAUGGACAAGUAUAAACUAGACGUGGUAAGCGCGGGAAAGAAUUUCACAAAGAUAAGGAAAGCAAUCACAGCAGGAUUCUUCUUCCAUGGAGCAAGAAAAGAUCCUCAGGAAGGUUACAGGACGCUAGUGGAGAAUCAACCGGUUUACAUACACCCGAGCAGCGCUCUGUUCCAGAGACAGCCAGAUUGGGUGAUAUAUCAUGAUCUUGUGAUGACGACCAAAGAGUACAUGAGAGAAGUGACUGUGAUAGACCCAAAGUGGCUUGUUGAGUUAGCUCCAAGGUUCUUCAAAGUCGCUGAUCCAACCAAAAUGAGCAAGCGUAAGCGCCAAGAACGUAUUGAGCCUUUGUAUGAUCGUUAUCACGAGCCUAACUCUUGGCGUCUCAGCAAAAGACGUGCUUGAGAGAGACUUCAUUUUUUUUUUUUCUUCCUUUCGUGUAUCACGCAAAUCUUCAAAUGUUACUCUUUUUGUACCUUUCAAAUUGUAUUCAAAUCUAUAAACUAACAGAAUGAUGGAUAUGUCAUAGAUUGCAGCUUCAUCA